Microthlaspi erraticum is the source of this 2592-nucleotide messenger RNA. NCBI's taxonomy places the organism in Eukaryota, Viridiplantae, Streptophyta, Magnoliopsida, Brassicales, Brassicaceae. The record is from the annotation of a GenBank genome assembly.
AUGCAUCCCGAUGAUCGCGAGAAGACGGCAUUCAUUACCGAUCGUGGCACCUAUUGCUAUAAAGUGAUGCCCUUCGGCCUGAAGAACGCCGGCGCCACUUAUCAACGAUUAGUGAACAAAAUGUUCGCGGACCAGCUCGGUAGAAGCAUGGAAGUCUAUAUCGACGACAUGCUAGUCAAAUCUGCCAAGGCACGAUCACGUCAAGCACCUCAGCGAAUGUUUCCGAAUCUUAGAGAGUACGGGAUGAAGCUGAACCCCGCAAAAUGCACAUUCGCCGUUACCUCGGGAGAAUUCCUCGGGUAUGUUGUGACCCAACGCGGGAUAGAGGCAAACCCGAAGCAGAUCUCGGCGAUCCUCGACCUCCCAUCGCCGACAUCCUCCAAAGAAAUCCAAAGACUCACCGGACGUAUCGCCGCAUUGAACAGAUUCAUCUCGCGCUCAACCGACAAGUGCUCCCCUUCUACCAAUUACUUCGAUCAAACAAGAAGUUCGAGUGGGACAAAAAAUGCGAAGACGCUUUCAAACAACUUGAAAGAGUAUCUCACUACCCCACCAAUUCUCGCAAAACCCGAAGAAGGCGAAACCCUACUCUUAUAUAUCGCAAUAUCAAGCACGGCGGUAAGCGGAGUCCUUGUCCGAGAAGAUCGAGGAGAGCAGCAGCCAGUCUUCUAUGUCAGCAAAACCCUCAAUGAUGCCGAGACGCGAUACCCAACCCUAGAAAAGUUGGCACUCGCACCAACCACUACGCCAAAUCCUUCACGGCCCCAACCAAUCCGGAAGAAUGGCAGAUGGGCAAUCGAACUAUCGGAAUACGAUAUUGAGUUCAAAAGCCGGACGAGCGCCAAGUCACAAGUCCUAGCCGACUUCAUCGUAGAAAUCCCACCAGAGCUCGCAACUCAAGAGGACGAGCAAAUCCUCAAAUGGACACUGCAUGUCGACGGAUCGUCCUCCAGGCAAGGAGCAGGCGUCGGCAUCCGCCUCGUCUCCCCGACAGGCGAGAUUCUCGAGCAAUCGAUCAAACUCGGUUUCCCAGCGUCCAACAACGAAGCCGAGUAUGAAGCGAUUAUUGCCGGACUUCGUCUCGCCGAAGCAGUCGGAGCAGAACACGUUCGUGCGUUCUGCGACUCUCAGCUCGUCGCUAAACAAUUCAGCGGUGACUACGACACGAAAGACGAUCGCAUGGAUGCGUAUCUCAAACAGACGCAAAGAUUCCAAAGCCAAGACGUUCUUGAGAAUUCCGAAGCCGACGCACUCGCAGCCUUGGCGUCAAAAACCGAAUCAGCACUGCGACGGGUCAUCCCGGUCGAAACCAUCGACGAACCAAGCAUCAAACUCCCCAAGGGAACCGUCGUCAUGGCAAUCUCGCAAGAAGAAGAAGAAGACGAAAACCUCACUGAUGACGAGUCAGCAGAACACAAAUCAUGGCAGGAUGAAAUCAGAAAUUACCUCAUCAACGACGCCGUGCCAGAGGAGCGAUGGGCGGCCCGCCGCCUCCGACGAAAAGCAGCUUACUACUUCUUACGCAACAACGAGCUUUUUCGCUGGAGCGCAAACAAAGUCAUCCUGCGAUGCUGCGACGAAGCACAAGCUAAGAGCAUCAUGGUCGAGACCCACGAGGGAGCAUCAGGAAACCACGCCGGCGGAAGAUCACUCGCUUUAAAAAUUAAGAAGAUCGGAUACUUCUGGCCAACGAUGAUCGGCGAUUGCAUAAACGUCGCCGCCAAAUGCGUCCCCUGCAAAGAUACGCACCGGCGAUCAACGCCCCAACGCAAGCACUUCAAGCUGCGAUCCCGGCAUAUCCCUUUAUGCGCUGGGGAAUGGAUAUCGUCGGCCCCAUGCCACGCUCACGGCAAUGCGCUUACCUCUUGGUCAAACUUUGUGUGGCAGUAUAUCAUAUGCCGUCACGGUCUUCCUUAUGAGAUCGUCACGGACAACGGAGGACAAUUCGUCGCAGCAGCUUUCCGAGAAUUUUGCGCAUCGUGGAACAUCAAGAUCACUUACUCCACGCCAAGAUAUCCUCAAGCUAAUGGACAAGCCGAGUCCACAAACAAAACUAUUGUUGAUGGAUUGAAAAAAAGGCUUGAAGGCUACCAAGGAGCUUGGGCGGACGAAUUGGAUGGAGUGCUCUGGUCGCAUCGAACCACUCCCAGAACCGCAUCCGGGGAAACCCCAUUCUCUUUGUCGCACGGUUGCGAAGCACUAGCACCGGCAGAACUGCACGUAGCCAGCUUACGACGAUCGUUAAUGCCCCUCAACCCGGCAUUGAACGACGACUCACUCCUGCAUAGUUUAGACCACACCGAAGAGCUACGGGAUCGCGCCCUCCUGCGUAUGCAAAACUACCAACAACAAGCAACCAGAUAUUACGACAGGAAGGUGCGAAACCGGCGCUUCGAGCUCUACGACCUUGUAUCUAAGAAGGUCCACGACUUUACCAAACCCGAGCACGCAGGCAAAUUCGGGUUCCAUUGGGAAGGACCGUUUCGCAUCACCAAGAUCAUCAAACCCGGGGUCUACGAGCUGGACGAUUGUCAUGGAAACCCAUUGCCUCGUCCAUGGAACUCCAUGAACCUACGCAGGUUCUACACCUAG